UCUUCCAAAUCCAACAUUUCUACACCAUUUCCCACGUCGUCUGCAACUUGCAAACUCUUUUAAUACAUUGCAGACCAAACCUACAAGUCAACGAGUCUGUGUAUCGUAUCAUGAAUCUCCUCGCUCUUUCCUACCCUUUUCUUUCAAAGUUCAAAAUUUUUUUUUUCUUUUUCUUUCUUUCUUAUAAACGCAUCAUAACAACAACCCCCAUCUUCUCUGUACCUUUCAUUUCAUGAAAAAAAGUUAAAAAGACUUUUCAAGUUUUCAUCAUCAUUAACAUACAGUACAUAUAUUCUCGAUCUCCAUCAAAAGCUAGCUUUGAUCUCUCUAAACUCUCUUUCUAUCAUCAUCAUCAUAAUCAACAUGUUGCUUGUAGAUUGUUCAAACUGCCGUAGAGCUUUAGAGCUUCCACCAGGUGCUCAUUCAAUCCGGUGUGCUAUUUGCCAUGCUGUGACUCGCAUAGCUGACUCUCGUAGCCUCCAACCACCACCACCACCACCCUUCACUGCUCCGUCUCCUUACAACCACGCGCCACGAGGGCCGCCUCCGGCCGUGCACGGCCGCAAGCGUGCUGUCAUUUGUGGGAUAUCUUAUAGGAACUCACGGCAUGAGCUGAAGGGUUGUAUUAAUGAUGCUAAGUGCAUGAAGUACUUGUUGGUCAACAAGUUCAACUUCCCUGAGUCUGCCAUUCUCAUGCUUAAUGAAGAAGAAGCUGAUCCUUACAGACAUCCCGUUAAAAGCAACAUUAGAAUGGCACUGUAUUGGCUUGUGCAAGGUUGUCAACCAGGAGACUCCUUGGUUUUUCAUUAUUCUGGUCAUGGUUCACAGAAAAGGAACUACACUGGAGAUGAGAUAGAUGGAUAUGAUGAAACACUCUGCCCCUUAGAUUUUCAAACUCAGGGAAUGAUUAUUGAUGAUGAGAUCAAUGAAACCAUUGUCCGGCCUCUUCCUCGUGGAGUUAAGCUCCAUGCAAUCAUAGAUGCUUGCCAUAGUGGCACCGUUUUAGAUUUACCAUUUCUAUGUAGAAUGGAUAGGACUGGGAGGUAUGUAUGGGAGGACCAUCGCCCUAGAUCAGGUGUGUGGAAAGGAACAAGUGGUGGGGAGGUCAUAUCCUUCAGUGGCUGUGAUGAUAAUCAGACCUCAGCAGAUACUGACGCUCUAUCAAGGAUCACUUCAACUGGUGCAAUGACUUAUUCUUUCAUCCAAGCCAUUGAGCGUGGACAGGCGACUACAUAUGGAGCCAUGCUAAAUGCAAUGCGGUCAACCAUUCGUAACACAGAUGAUGAUCUAGGUGGUGGUGGUGGUAUAGUGACAUCUCUUCUCACCAUGCUUUUGACAGGAGGGAGUGGUAGCGGGUUGAGACAGGAACCACAGCUUACUGCAAAUGAACCGUUUGAUGUGUAUGCAAAGCCUUUCUCCAUAUAACUAUCAGAGCAAUAUAUUUUGUCCCUUGAGUGUGUACAGAUAACAGGGAAAACCCAUUUCUUGUUUCAUUGUUUUCUAAUGGUUUUUUUUUUCUUUCUUUCUUUCAUUUUUGUUGUUCCCCUGAAUUCUUCAAAGAAGGGUAUUAUGCAUGGCUUACCUAACCUUUAUGUAACAUUUCAAGAUUCAGAGGAUGAGGAUUGAUGAAUUCAACAAACCUUUUAGUCCCAAAGCCCAAAUGGGGAUUGAGUUCUUGAAUAUGCUGAACACUGUUUCACUGAUCAAUUAAAUUUUCAUUUUUCAAUCAA
Molecule: messenger RNA, 1730 nt
Organism: Quercus robur (English oak)
Lineage: Eukaryota; Viridiplantae; Streptophyta; Magnoliopsida; Fagales; Fagaceae
Product: metacaspase-1-like
Exons: 5
Coding region: 364-1425 (353 amino acids)
Biological process (GO): proteolysis
Molecular function (GO): cysteine-type endopeptidase activity
Source: RefSeq, a predicted model, not a curated record